Messenger RNA from Trichechus manatus latirostris (Florida manatee), 3976 nucleotides. It is a transcript of the gene CSGALNACT2, whose product is annotated as chondroitin sulfate N-acetylgalactosaminyltransferase 2. Bases 1375 to 2151 code for a protein of 258 amino acids. The transcript has 6 exons. Gene Ontology annotation, molecular function: glucuronosyl-N-acetylgalactosaminyl-proteoglycan 4-beta-N-acetylgalactosaminyltransferase activity. Gene Ontology annotation, cellular component: Golgi cisterna membrane. Lineage: Eukaryota; Metazoa; Chordata; Mammalia; Sirenia; Trichechidae. The record is from RefSeq and is a predicted model, not a curated record.
AAUUCUCAGGGCUUAAUGAUUUGGCUAAGUCCUGCCAAAAAUCACAUUUCAUGCAGAUUUACUUAAUUUAUCUUUACUGAGUACUUAGAAUUACAGAAUAAUUUUAUAGGCUUUAAAGGAACAUUUAUUUUUGAUAUUCUCAUUUAUCUUAAAACAUGCGUAGUAUAUUGUUGUAUUGAUAAUUUAAACCUGGAAGUAAAUCGAGGGUGACAAUUAUUAGAAGCAAAAUUUGAUGGCAAUUAUAUGUAUUUAUGCAAUUAUUAUGCAAUUAUAUGUGAAUUCAUUGUAGAAGAAACAAAAUUUUAAAAAAUUAACUUUAAUGAGACACAGUUUGCAUGCAAUGAAAUUCACAUACUUUAAGUAUACAGGCCCCCAUGACUUUUGGCAAAUAUUUAUACUCAUGUAAUCAAUAUCCCAAUCAAGAUAUAGAACAUUGCUAUCUCCCCAGAAAAUUCCCUCUAGAACAAAUUGAGUUUUAAAAUCAAAAUAAAUUUUAGGAGCACAAAUAUUCAACUAAAAAUGGGGAAAAAAUUAUUCCAUCUUGGGAAGCAAAGACUUUUUUCCUUUUUUGUCACUAAAUUUGGAUGUUUUAAAAUGUGGAAGUGUUAGUUAAUAACCAUUUAUUUUGGUAACUGUAUGAGGAGCAUGGGAGAAAGAUGUGCUGCUUCGGUAAAGAUUACAGCCUUGGAAACCUUAGGGGGCAGUUCUGCCCUAUCCUGUGGGGUCACUGUGAGUUGAAAUUGACUCGACAACAAUGAGUUUGGGUUUUUGUACGUGAGGAAAGUACUACUUUUUUGUUUUAAUUUAACAAUUGCCAUGUUUUAAUUACUUUUAGAUAUUUAAAAGUAGGCCACACAAAAGUUAUUUUUCUAUUAAUGCUUUUUAAGUGACCUUUUGUAUUUCAAAGUGUUAUAAAUGUCAAACUAAGUAUUCUAGACUAAUAUGCUAGUUUUAAUGCUUUAUAAUCCUAAUCUUUAUUCUCAUAAUUAAAUUGUUGGAUUUAAAAGUUAACACUAUUUUUUAGCAAAAUAUCAAAAAGCUGUGCUUCCAAAUUAGUUUCACCUACUUGAAAUAGCUUGUUUGAGACCUGAUUUCCUAAAGCAUUUUUGACUACCUUUCUUGAAUUGCCUUCAAAGACUAUGUUAUUCUUAACACUAAGUAAUCUCAGUCAUGGCAAAUCUUUAUUCAUCGAUGAUAGGUACACUUUCCAGAAUUAGCCUGAAAACAAAGAACUCUUGAUCCAAAGCUGGAUAUUUAUUUGGUUCUGAACGGAUUGGAUUUAUUUGAGUAGCUUGUAACUUGCUUCUAAAGGCAAUACCAAAGCCAAAGUUCCAAAGAUGUUUGGAAACAUGGCAGUAUUGUUGGAAUGCAUCUAUGGCACUUCAAGGAUUGCACUCACGGGAUGUGUGUAUUCAUCAGGACAAGAGGAUUCACCUCACAGUGGUGUAUUUUGGUAAAGAAGGACUGUCUAAAGUCAAGUCUAUCCUAGAAUCUGUUACAAGUGAGUCUAAUUUUCACAAUUACACCAUGGUGUCAUUGAAUGAAGAAUUUAAUCGUGGACGAGGACUAAAUGUGGGUGCCCGAGCUUGGGACAAGGGAGAGGUCUUGAUGUUUUUCUGUGAUGUUGAUAUAUAUUUCUCAGCCGAAUUCCUUAACAGCUGCCGGUUAAAUGCUGAGCCAGGUAAAAAGGUAUUUUAUCCUGUGGUGUUCAGUCUUUAUAAUCCUGCCAUUGUUUAUGCCAAUCAGGAUGGGCCCCCGCCUGUGGAACAGCAACUGGUUCACAAAAAAGAUUCUGGCUUUUGGCGAGAUUUUGGCUUUGGAAUGACUUGUCAGUAUCGAUCAGAUUUCCUGACUGUUGGUGGAUUUGACAUGGAAGUCAAAGGUUGGGGUGGAGAAGAUGUUCAUCUUUAUAGAAAAUACUUACAUGGGGACCUUAUGGUGAUUCGGACUCCAGUUCCUGGUCUCUUCCACCUCUGGCAUGAGAAGCGCUGUGUGGAUGAACUGACCCCAGAGCAGUACCGCAUGUGCAUCCAGUCCAAAGCCAUGAAUGAGGCCUCGCAUUCCCACCUCGGGAUGCUGGUCUUCAGGGAGGAAAUAGAGACGCACCUUCGUAAACAGGCAUACCGGACGGAUAGCGAAGCUGUUGGUUGAUGUCAUGUUGAUGCAUUACCGUCUCAACCACAAACCAGCACCGUUUAUUUAGCCUUAACUCCAAUUCCAGAUACAGUGCCUCUUUCAGGGAAGAAAUAAGUAUUUUUCAUGUUCUUUCAGACAAGUCUUUACCAAUUCAUCUUGAUAAUGAGAAGAAAAAUCAAGUGUUUCAGAAUACAAAGCCUCUGUUCUGUGAACACUGUGCUAUAGAAUACUUGACAGAUUGAAAUCUGGUGCUUAUCCCAAGAGUCUUGAGUUCAUUUCUGCUGUAGUGUGUUGAGCGCUGGGUGUCAGCGCCUCCUGAGAGGGUCGUGUGCUACAAGUGCAGGAGUGGACAGUGUUUCUCACUUGCUGCCCCUGUGUAAGCCUGCUGAAUUUGUAAUGAAGGUCUUUGCUGAAGCUGAGGAUAAUCAAAUGACACAUCUCAAAUCCAUCCAGCCAAGAGAAGGCAGAAACCAAAACCCCUUAACCUAAUGUUGCUUGGCCCCCUGAAUGUCUGUUCUUAAACAGAUGAAUAAUAGUUGAAAAUAUUUAGAGUCUAUGGCUUGGUUAAAAAUACAUGUUAUUACAUUAUCAUCAUGUUCAGGAUUAAUAUAUUGAUAUAAAAAUAUUAAUAUAAAUAUAAAAUAUGGGAGUGUUUUUAAUAGAACGUUUGAUUAUGUUGAAGUAUAGGAUACUGCUGUAUCUGGGAACAUCCGUUUGUGGGAGCAAGGGCUACAUCAGAACCUUCCUGUGGCGGUUCACAGUAGUUGAGCAGAGCAUGGUUUUUUUUAUUUUUGCUUUGUUUUGCUUCAUUUAACAUGGAUUCAUAUAUAUUUAUUAUCCUUUAUUUUCUAAUAUGUUUGUGGGGAAAAUAUGUUUGCAUUAUUAUAAUAUUUUGAGUUGAGAGAGUUUCACUGAGGUGAGGAAAAAAUGAAUGAGGUAUAUCAAGAUCACAGAUUUGAAUAAAAGGCAGGGAAGGGAAGCUAGUCUGUAUGAAGUUUGAAUUACACAUUACUUCAGAGGAAUACAUUGUAGUACUUGCAGAUAGUAUAGUGUUUUAACUGAAGCUUAAAUUAUAUUAAUGAGAUAAGGUGAAUAAAUUAUAUUCAGAGAGGACUGUACUGUAUUACCACACAUGGAUCUUUUACCUAAAUCCAGAAAUUGGAGAUACGGUGAAAGACAUGCAUAAGUUUUUGAACCUUUGGCUUUUAAAACGGGCCUAUAUUGAAUUCUGUUUGUACGUAAACCCUUGAAAAUUCACAGAAGAAAACACAUUACACUUUUUGCUUAGUAAAUCAUAUCAUGUGAAGUAUUAUGAAUUCCAAAUUUUGGUAUGCCACUUGAACUCAAUUUUACAAUAAUUCUUACUAAUAAUUCUUAGAACUUUGAAGUUGGGAUAGCAUUUAGGCAUGUUUUUAAGGUGUGUAAAAUGUUCUCCACAAACUUAUUCAGGCAGUCAUCUUCUUUUAUACACAAGGUUUCUUUUGUUAUUUAUUACGAAGACCAGAUAAUUAUGGUAUUUUAAGUGAGUGAAUGAAUGUAAUUAUUUGCAAAAGUAAGUUGCAGCUUGUUUUUUGACAGAAUCAAAUGAUUUUACCUUUUCUCCUGUUUUGUCAAACCAGGUUUUUCUUGAAAGUUGGAAGUUAAGCAAUGGAAACAUUAUGUUUUUGACAUUAAAUGGUACCAAUAAAGUAUUUUAUUACCAAAAGUUAAGUGAAAAUGUGUUAAAUUAAUUUUCUGUUAUAUUUUCUGUUAUAAAACAUCAUAGAUACAGGGGAAAAAAUGUGUCACGUAAUUGCACACUUUAAAGAAUAAUACAACAAACACAAAUGCACCAAGUACC